CCUAUGCGACGAAGCCGACGAAGCCCAGUGAGCUCCCCGCAAGCAACAAAGUGGUCAGUCUCGCCCAAUCCUCGUGGCCGGAUACUGUAUUGGAUCGGUCCGGAGUUAUGCCGCUCGUGGGUAAACAUCCUAAACCGAUCGACACGUGAACCACUGAAAGUGUUGGACAAACUGAGAGAAAAAAUCAUCGUUAUCUUAUUCACUCGUCCCCUCCCACUCGAGUUUUUAAAUUCAAUUGCGGAGUUGCGUAAUCGAGACACAUGUUGACACAUUGAUGACAAGACGGAGUAGCGAGGAGGGAACGGCGACGUUGAGGGUCGCCAAAGUGUGAAUAGCAGAGAAUCCCGGCAGCUUGAGUGAAUUGGUUCAUCCAUCAAUCGUAUAAAUAAAUAUUUUUCAAUAUGAGACCCUGGACAAAUAGGACAGUCACUCUGGCUGUUAUCGGAAUAUCGCUUUUUUUCAUUGGGAUUGCUCUGAUGUUCCUCUGGCCAGUGCUCUUCCAUCAUAUCCUUAGUCAGGAGCUUCCUAUCACUCCAACAUCACGUGUCUUGGAUCUGUGGAGAUCAACGGGUGACAAAAUCCCACUCAACAUGGAGUUUUACUUCUUCAACUGGACAAAUCCGGAGGAGUUAAAAACACCUGGAAAAAAGCCAAAUCUCGUUGAAGUGGGACCCUACACAUUCAUUCAUAAAACGGAAAAAGUCAACAUAACGUUUCACCCGGAAAACAGCACCGUCAGCUACUUCGUGAGGAAGCACUGGUACUUUGAUCCAGAGAAGAGCAACGGCCAACUGAACGAUACUUUAAUUCAGUUAAACAUUCUCGCUGUGGCAGCUGCUAACAAAAUCAAAUACUGGAACAAAGCUCUCCAAGGUACAGUCUCCCUACUCCUAAGCGAGAUUUCCUCAAUUCACAUUGUGAAAACUGUCGAUGAGAUGAUGUUCACUGGAUUCAAUGAUCAACUAAUCGAUUUGGGAAAAUUGGCAAUGGACGAGGAAGACAUGAAAAUCCCGAAUUAUGACAAAUUCGGGUGGUUUUAUUUGAGAAAUGGAUCCACGUUCUUCGAUGGACAUUACAAUGUGGCGACCGGAGAAGAUGAUAUUGCUAAUCUUGGGACUUUAAGAAAGUGGAAUUAUACAGACGUAACGGAUUAUUACAAGAGCCCUUGUAAUAUAGUUGAGGGAAGUGCUGGUGAAUUUUUUCCGCCCAACAGGGGAAUGGAUGAAAUCACUACUUUCACCGCUGAUUUAUGCAGGCCAAUAACAUACGAAUACGUGGGAAAGGCAACUCACCACGGGAUCACAGGGUACAAGUACGAGCUCGGGGAGAAAAGUCUCGGGAACAGUUCAUUCAGGCGAUUCCCUCACAGUACAGCAAAGUAUUUCGAGAGAACCACGACUACUGAGGACUUCUUCAACGCUGAUCACUCCACGAAAAAGAGUGUCCCCGACGAUUCGGAUCCCGAUGUCGUCAAUAUGGGACAAUGCUACUGCGAUGGCGAGUGCAGCCCCAUGGGGGUCAUUAACAUCACAACUUGCAGAUAUGGUGCCCCUGGAUUCGUUAGUCUUCCACAUUUUCAUAAAGGUGAUCCUAUUCUGAGGGAACAAGUGAUAGGGCUCAAUCCCAACGAGAAGGAUCACACUUUUUAUUAUCUUUUGGAACCGAAUACUGGAGUCCCAAUUGACGUUGCAGCUAGACUCCAAGUGAACAUUUUACUCCAACCAUUUGACUUUGUCUCAAUUUUUAGAGACGUUCCGAAGAUUUAUUUCCCCUGCUUUUGGUUCUCCAUGAGAGCCGGCACGACUGAGGAGCUAGCAUCAUCCCUACGGAUGCUUCUUUUAGUACCUAGUAUAGGGUCAUAUUCAAGCAUAAUCAUAGCUAUUGUUGGGGGCCUUGUUCUAUUAAUAAUCGCCAUCACUCAGUUUCUGCAAAAGGGACGAAGUCAUCCCAAAAAUCCCCGAUUGAAAAGACCCGGUUGGAUGUCCGAGGACGAGAAAAAGGACAAGAAAUCAGAGCACGUUUACAUGGACACAACGACGAUGCCUGACGACAACGAGAGAAAUGAUCGUCAAUUAUACCCUACAAUGAACUGAUCCCGGAGGUAAUCAACAAAUUUUGCUCACGACAAGAGUGUGAUAGAAUACAAUUUAACAUUAUCCAAUAAUCGAGUCAGAUUUGUCCUACAACGAUACAGGGUCGAUGAUAUUAUCACGUUCCAUGUCCGAAUUCCCCCCUCGAAUGCCAUAGAAUAAUUAGAAAGGAGACACCAAGAUUUUCGAUGUGAGAGUGAUCAGGCGCAGAAUGUGCAAUUAAUUAAUAUGCCAGAUGAUCAAUUCUGCAGUGAAGUGAUGAAGCACAGGAAAUUAAUCCCAAAAUCUAAUCCACUAACAUUAAGAGAGCAGCUUCAAUAAUUAAUUGAAUACUAAAACCAAGAUAAACUUUUACAUAUCCCAGAUUAUUUAUUUUACUCAUCAAUAAUUAUUAUUUUAAAAAUUAAUUGAUCUGAUAAUUAUUACAUAAUUAAAAAUGGAUUAAUUAUUAGUUUCAAUCAAAAUCGUCGAUUCACUUUCCUCUAGAAUGAAAAUCUUUACAAGAAAUGUCAGAUUUUUCUUUAAAAAAAAGUUGUUUCCAAUAAUUCCUCAAAUAUUUACAAAAUAAUAUGUAAAUUAUGUUCCACGAAUCUCCUGUUCUCCACCAUUCCACUGCUGAAUUAUAAUAAACUAACUGACUCAGGAAAGAUCAUACCAAAAAUACCUAUAAAUCUAUUCUAAUCUGUAAUUAACAUAACGAGAAAAUUUAUAUUUGAUAAAAUCGACAUUUUUUAGAAAAAACAAAUUGUAUAACAAUUGAAACAUUUACGGAGAGAGUGAUCUCUUCAUGAGUGACACUAAUAAGAGCGAUCAAGUGAUAGUGUCGAUGGUAUGAUAGUCUUUAACAUAUCUACCCACUGCCCGUAAUGAAAGAAAAUAAUUGACCUUUGUUUAUAUUUAAUUAGUGUCAUAGUGGCGUGACGAUUGUCAUGGAGUUUGAAAUGCCUAUAUAUAAUUUGCUGUGAAUUUUAUACACGUUUUGCCAUUCCAAGUUUCAACUACAUAUUACUUCAUUCGUUAUAUUUUAUGUACUGUGAAAUGAUAUGAUGACAUGUAGAUGGAAGAAAGUCUCUGCAGGAUCGUAUGAAUUUUUCCAAAUGAGUUUAAAUAAAUGUUUAAUAUUUUUAUAGUGAUUUUGUAUCAAUCAAACUAUAUCCUUUUAAUUAAAAAAUUUAUACGACAUAUUUUCUACUUUUCAUUACAAUAAUUUAUUCAUUUCCAUAACUCAACAUGAAUUCAUUUCAUAUUUUUUCUGUUUUUUGUUCGGAGACGAGCAGAAAAUAGGUGUAGAAAGCUUGAACACUUUGUUUUUCAUCAAUCAAAUUUACGUGAAGAGACAUUAAUUGAAUUAAAUAAACUUUAUUCGAAUCAAAUAAAUUGGUUGUUGGAUUCCAAUGGAGAAUAUGUUUGGAAUGAGUGAAUUAUUUAUUUCAUUUAAUUAAAAUCUUCUCAUUGGAAAAAAAGUAAAGUUUAUGAAUUUUUGACAAAACUAUUGGCGAAAUGAAGUUUGAAAUACUUUUCAACUACAUUUUACUUCAUUCGUUACAUUUGAUGCACUGUGAAAUGAUAUAAUGACAUGUAGAUGGAAGGAAGUCUCUGCAGGAACGUAUGAAUUUUUGAAAGUAAGUUUGAAUAAAUAUUUAAUAUUUUUAUAGUGAUUUUGUAUCAAUCAAACUGUAUCCUUUUAAUUAAAAAAUUUACACGACA
This is a messenger RNA of Diachasma alloeum, 3797 nucleotides long. Its product is annotated as protein croquemort. The record is from RefSeq and is a predicted model, not a curated record. Lineage: Eukaryota; Metazoa; Arthropoda; Insecta; Hymenoptera; Braconidae. The transcript is spliced from 10 exons. Gene Ontology annotation, molecular function: scavenger receptor activity. Gene Ontology annotation, cellular component: membrane; cytoplasm. The coding region runs from base 402 to 2093 and encodes 563 amino acids.